Vitis riparia (riverbank grape) is the source of this 1862-nucleotide messenger RNA. RefSeq names its product E3 ubiquitin-protein ligase Topors. The coding region runs from base 50 to 928 and encodes 292 amino acids. The transcript has 5 exons. Gene Ontology annotation, molecular function: ubiquitin protein ligase activity. The record is from RefSeq and is a predicted model, not a curated record. NCBI's taxonomy places the organism in Eukaryota, Viridiplantae, Streptophyta, Magnoliopsida, Vitales, Vitaceae. Gene Ontology annotation, biological process: protein polyubiquitination; protein monoubiquitination.
CGGCCUUACAACAGCUACGCUGCGACCAACCGUUAAUCUGGAACGAACGAUGGAAGCGUCGUCUCCCCGAACAUCAUCGUCGUCAUCGUUGUUGUCGUCGUCGUCGCGGAUGAGUCGAGGCAAAUUCGUGAAGAAGGUGAUGGCGCCGGCAAUCGAAGGGAAGUCGUGUCCGAUAUGCUUGAGCCACGUGGUUGAUCGGAGAGCGGCGGUGAUCACCGUCUGUCUUCAUGCCUACUGCUUCCGAUGCAUUCGGAGGUGGAGUGAUUUGAAGAGGAAAUGCCCUCUCUGCAAUGCUCACUUCGAUUCUCUGUUCUACCGCAUUAGCCUCUCUUCUCAAACCUUUCUCAAGGAGAAGCUGCGGCCUCUCGCGGAGGGUGGAACGGUCAAUUUUGGAGGUGAAAAUGCCGCCCGAAGGGUUAUCAGAAGAUAUUGGGAUGAAUCAAACAGUGAUGGCAGGAGAACAAGGCCUUUGCCAUGGCGGCGAUCUUUUGGUAGGCCAGGAUCUUUGCCUUCCGAUGUUGUUGCUGAAAGAAUUCUUCAGUGGCGUGCCAGCAUAUACAGCCAAGGUAUGCAGGCUGUUCCUUUUUCUCCCAGGAAUCGUCUUAAACAGAAUAUAUCAGGAAAUAGCAGUGCCAAAGAAAGAAUACUGCAGAGGAUUGAACCAUGGAUUCGAAGAGAGCUGCAUGCUAUUCUUCAUGAUCCAGAUCCAGCUGUUAUUGUUCAUGUUGCAACCUCGCUUUUUGUCUCAAGCCUUGAAGAGAGCACUCCUUUAGGAUAUCUUGGUGGUGAAGAUGACUUUCUAGCACCUCUGCGAUCUUUUCUGCACAACCAGACUAGUACAUUCUGGCAUGAACUUAGUUGUUUUGCAGAGAGCACAUUUAACAUGGAAACGUAUGAUGCAGUGGUUAAAUAUGAACCAUCGGGUUAAGUGUAGAAGAAAGAAUUCCCUGCAUCUCUUUGUUUGUUCAUGGCAUCCAGGGUGCUAUGCUGGCAUCAAUGGCACCUUAAGGUUUCAUGUGCUUUGCCUGUCUCAGCUUUGAAACCCGUCUCAUUGAGUGGAGAGUUCAUACUUUUGUAUGAAUGUUGCACUGGUGUUCUUGAGGUUUUAGCAAGAGCUGUUCAUCAGUUUUGAGUAAUCAGCUGAUCUAUCUUUAGCUUAAGGAUGGGGGUGAGGCGCAUAUGCCUAGCAUGAAAUUUGGAGUUUACUAACGUGGUUGAAAUGCCCUAGAUGAUGGGUCGAAUGAAGAUCUUAUCAAGGUUGAUGGAAAUAAUUGAAGUGGAUAUAUAUUCAUCAGCGAAGUAGGAGCAGGAAGGAUGAUUCCCUGUUAGCAGGGUGCUCAUUCAGCAGAGCGCAUAUUCAGCAGCUUCCGUGGAGUUGGCAGCUCUUCAAGAAUGACCAAUUCAGGCAGGCCAAAGGUGUUAUCCCGAGCUGGAGAUCACAUAUUAUUGGAUCUUCUCAAUUUUAUAAGGGCAUUUAACCCUUUUUAUCAAACAGAAUUAAUCAGUAAUAUUUGUAUCUUUGCAUGCACAAGCUCAACCUUUGGAUUACUGCAGGUCCUGAGUGCAGUUUAGACGUGGGAGGACAAGACAAAUGUCAUAUGCGGAAAUGAUUCUAAUCAUCAGUAUCUCUGCUUACAGGCUGCUUUGGGACCCCAAAUAUGGUACAUAAGAUCUCAUGGGUGGGAAUUGUUAUGCUGCAGGAAAAAUCAUGUUUUUCUUUUUCUGUCAUCAAUCCCUUGGCAAACUCAAUGUUGUAUUUGUGGUUCACAAGAUUGCAUUUAGCCGUGCCAAACAUUCACGCGUGCAGGAAUGAUGCAGUGAAAUUAAGAUGGGUUAUAAUAUAUAUAUAUAUAUAUAAAAAA